Molecule: messenger RNA, 2737 nt
Organism: Otolemur garnettii (small-eared galago)
Lineage: Eukaryota; Metazoa; Chordata; Mammalia; Primates; Galagidae
Gene: NUBPL
Product: nucleotide binding protein like
Exons: 11
Coding region: 29-985 (318 amino acids)
Biological process (GO): mitochondrial respiratory chain complex I assembly; iron-sulfur cluster assembly
Cellular component (GO): mitochondrion
Molecular function (GO): ATP binding; 4 iron, 4 sulfur cluster binding; ATP-dependent FeS chaperone activity
Source: RefSeq, a predicted model, not a curated record
AGCAGGCUUCAGGGCAGCAUUCCGCGCCAUGGGAACUUGGCAUCGUCUGUUGAGUUUUGGUGGUGUGGUACUGCGGGGUAGUGGCGGGGCCGCUACCCCGCUUGGGAGAAGCCGAGCGUUGGUUUGUCGGCGCCAGUUAUCUAAUGCUGACAGUGGAACCUUAAAACGAAGAACACAAAUUAUGUCCCGAGGACUUCCAAAGCAGAAACCAAUUGAAGGUGUUAAACAAGUUAUAGUUGUGGCUUCUGGAAAGGGUGGAGUUGGAAAGUCUACCACAGCAGUGAACCUUGCACUUGCACUAGUGGCCAAUGAUUCGUCAAAGGCCGUUGGUUUGUUAGAUGUGGAUGUGUAUGGCCCUUCAAUUCCAAAGAUGAUGAAUCUAAAGGGAAAUCCAGAAUUAUCACAGAAUAACCUAAUGAGGCCUCUUUUGAAUUAUGGUAUUGCUUGUAUGUCCAUGGGCUUCUUGGUUGAUGAGACUGCGCCAGUUGUUUGGAGAGGCCUUAUGGUGAUGUCAGCCAUUGAAAAAUUAUUGAGGCAGGUAGAUUGGGGUCAACUGGAUUAUCUAGUUCUUGACAUGCCACCAGGAACUGGAGAUGUACAGUUAUCCGUCUCACAGAAUAUUCCCAUAUCAGGUGCUGUGAUUGUCUCCACACCCCAGGAUAUUGCACUGAUGGAUGCACACAAGGGUGCUGAGAUGUUUCGAAAAGUCCACGUGCCUGUUCUUGGUCUUGUCCAAAACAUGAGUGUUUUCCAGUGUCCAAAAUGUAAACACAAAACUCAUAUUUUUGGUGCUGAUGGUGCAAGGAAACUGGCACGGACCCUGGGUCUUGACAUCCUAGGAGACAUUCCCUUACACCUUAAUAUAAGAGAAGCUUCAGAUGCAGGCCAGCCAAUUGUGUUUUCACAGCCUGACAGUGAUGAGGCCAAAGCGUACCUGAAGAUUGCUGUAGAAGUGGUAAGAAGAUUGCCACCACCUCCAGAAUGAUUCCCCAAGUGUCCUGGAAAUUUUCCUGGUACUGAAAAUAAGAGGACCUUUGGAAAUCAGCAGUGUGGUAGUGACACCUACAGAAAUAAUAGCAAUCAUAAUUGUUUUAUUUCAAAGGAAAUAAUAUCUUGUUUUAGAUUUGAUUUGCUAAGCUAUGACUCACAAAAUUUUGUGUUUCAAUGCUAUCUGCUAUAUUUAGGAAUAUUUUUGAAAGCUAAUAUAUACCACCUGUGCAGAACUGCAUUUUAUUUUUAUUGAAUUACCUCUGAGGAAUCAUGAGUUUGUGAUGUUGCAAGCCCAGUUGGUGACAGAGGGCACUCUUUUUUCAGGACCAUGGAGUUAGUCAAUUAUAAAAGAUUCACUAAAUUUGUGUAUAGACAUAAAAGUAUGACAGCUUCCCAACAGGAAAUUUGGUGUGGCUUUGAAUCCUGUUUUUAGUCCUAUCUUGGACAUGUUCUUAAUCUGAAGGAACCUCUGCUGCUUCACUGGAUCAACCCCAGACUAAGUGAAUCUGAAUCUCCAGAGGUGGAGCCUGGACAUGGGUGUUUUUAAUAAGAUCGUGAUGCUGUUGAUGAUGAUACUAUUAUAAUGGCAAAAAUAAUAAUAGCCAACUUAUAAAGUACUUUCUGUGUGUCUUUAUAGAUAAUCUUCCAUUUGUAUGAAAGGAAUGCUAUCUCUGCCAUUUACUAUAUAUACAUAUAUUUAUAGAUAAUCUUCCAUUUGUAUGAGAGGAAUGCAUAUAUCUGCCAUUCACAGAGGAGGAAACUGAGGCAUAAGAAGGUUCAGUGUCUUCCUGAGUGAGGGUCAAUGUAUCCAGCCAGUGAUGGAGCUACGAUUUGAACUUGAGUAGUUGGAUAUCAGAUUCCUCCUUUUCCACACCAAUCUACAUUUGUUAAUUUCAAAAUUAAAAAAAAAAAAGGUGGGGGAAGGGAUUUAGCUUUUCCUUAAACUUACUUGGCCAUGAAAUCCAUCUCCUUUUUUAGAAGCAUUCAAUGAAAUUUAUGUUUCAAAAAAUGUACUUUUACAAAUAUAUAUCUUGUCUAAUUUAAGCCCAGAGACAGAGAGACAACUACUUGCAAGGUCAGGUAGUAGAUAGUUACAAAGCUGUAAGUACUGAUAAGCGUCAGUUAUAAGGAAAUAGUCUCUUACCUCUGGCAAAUGCCUUGAUGUCUUUUGCACUAAAGUUAUUAGCCAGAACAUUAGGCAAAGAGUUAGACAUCAUUCUAAACAUAUUUUUACACAAAUACCUAUAAAUGGAUGUUUAUAGCAGCUUUAUGUGUAAUAAUCAAAAUCUCAGGGAUUUUCUUUGAUAGGCAAAUGGUUAAACAAACUGUGCUGUAUCCAACCAUGAAAUACUACUCAGUGAUGAAAAAGAGAAAAACUAUGGAUACAUGGAACCACCUGGAAGAAUUCCAGAGAAUUGUAGUGAGUGAAAAAUCCGAUCUCAAAAGUUAUGUACCAUAUGAUUCCAUUUAUAUAACAUUCUUGAAAUGACAGAAUUAUAGAAAUGGAGAACAGAUUAAUGCUAGAUGUGUUAAAGAAGAUGUGAGGUUGGGAGGGAAUCAGGUGUAGCUAUAAAAGCAACAUGAGGAAUACUUGUGAUGAUGGAAAUGUGUCCCGACUUUCCCAACAUCAGUAUCUUAAUUAUUAUAUUGUACUAUAGUCUUGCAAGAUCUUACCACUGGGGGAAAUUGGAUAAAGGGUAUACGGAAUCUCUGUAUUAUAUUUUACAACUGCAUGCAAAUCUACAAU